Messenger RNA from Tachysurus fulvidraco (yellow catfish), 1382 nucleotides. RefSeq names its product MOB-like protein phocein. Gene Ontology annotation, molecular function: protein folding chaperone; ATP binding; protein-folding chaperone binding. The transcript is spliced from 9 exons. Gene Ontology annotation, cellular component: cytoplasm; mitochondrial matrix. NCBI's taxonomy places the organism in Eukaryota, Metazoa, Chordata, Actinopteri, Siluriformes, Bagridae. The record is from RefSeq and is a predicted model, not a curated record. Bases 157 to 939 code for a protein of 260 amino acids.
AUUUUCAGGCAGUGUGCAUUUUGGCAUACGUACUGGCCUUCCAAAGCUUUAUUCACGUGGGUCUUUAGCCGUGGUGUGUCUUUGUUGCCACUCGCUUUUCUUUGCUCUUUCACACACACACAGACGACCUAGAGCUGCUAAAGGUUAGCUGCAGAAAUGGCUAAGGCUUUCCGGAAUUUCCUGCCCAUGUUCGACCUAGUACUGGUGGAGCGGUUAACAGCACAGACUGUGACGAAAGGAGGCAUCAUGAUUCCAGAAAUAUACCAGGGCAAAGUGCUCCAGGCCACUGUGGUGGCUGUGGGACCUGGUGCCACCACCAAGGACUUCUACAGCUGGCCGGAUGAGUCUUUUGAGGAGAUGGACAGCACUCUGGCAGUGCAACAGUAUAUCCAGCAAAACAUUCGCUCAGACUGCUCCAACAUAGAGAAGAUCUUGGAGCCUCCAGAAGGACAGGAUGAAGGAGUUUGGAAAUACGAACAUCUCAGGCAAUUUUGUUUGGAACUCAACGGCUUGGCUGUUAAACUUCAGAGUGAGUGCCACCCAGACACAUGUACCCAGAUGACCGCCACUGAGCAGUGGAUCUUUCUUUGUGCUGCCCACAAGACCCCAAAAGAGUGUCCUGCCAUCGACUACACUAGGCACACACUGGACGGUGCAGCAUGCCUUCUCAACAGCAAUAAGUAUUUCCCUAGCCGCGUCAGCAUUAAGGAGUCGUCAGUGGCGAAGCUCGGCUCCGUCUGUCGUCGCAUUUACAGGAUCUUCUCCCAUGCUUACUUUCACCAUCGCCAAAUAUUCGACACACAUGAGAACGAGACAUUUUUGUGUCACCGUUUCACCCGCUUCGUGAUGAAGUACAGCCUGAUGUCCAAGGACAAUCUGAUUGUGCCCAUCAUGGAGGAGGAGAAUCAAACUGGCUGUGAAGGAGAGAGCGAAGCCUGACCUUCACCUCUGCAAAGCAUCCUGAACAACUGGCAUUCAGUCUUGUUUUUUUGUGUUCUUUUCCUCCUUAUAGCCACAAACCGUUAAAGCUCCCUUGUAUAUACGCGUCUUACUCUUGCAUAAGUAUCUGACGAGCUGCAAGAGUCUCUCCUUUGCUUUUUCUUUCCCCCCUCCUCACUAUAUGAACAAGUGUGGUGAUAUUCACCCUUUCUUUACUUAAGUUAUUGUGUGGGUGGAGGUGUUUUAUCUAACCAUUUUUUAAUGAACUGAAGUUAGAUAUUUUCAUUAUGAUAGUAAUAAAACACACCUCAUACCCAGAGCUGCCUCUGAGCUGUAUAGUUCAAUGAACUAGCAGAUGUUUGUGAAUAGACUUGCAGAUCAAAUGUGAAUACAACUAGAAGGGAAAUGAGGGAAUAACUGUUUUAAUAAAAUAUUCAUUCCAA